Messenger RNA from Mesorhabditis spiculigera, 1851 nucleotides. Lineage: Eukaryota; Metazoa; Nematoda; Chromadorea; Rhabditida; Rhabditidae. The record is from the annotation of a GenBank genome assembly.
AUGGCGCCACCGCGCAAGAAGCGCCCCUCGGACGCAACGACUACGCCCAAUCGUCGACAAAAGGCAAGCGCCUCCGCCCAAAAGCCCGCGCAUGAAGUAAUCUGGUUCAAGGACCUGCUUCCACAAUUGAAAGUCAACCCACCGGUGGAUUAUGUUCUACCGGAAGAGUUCAAGAAAUUCAAACCCCACCCACCGAUGGAUUACAUUCUACCGGAAGAGUUCAAGAAACCUGGUCCGGUGCUUCUGGAGUUUACGCUGGGCCCAGCACCUUCCGCUGUUGCUGUGAAGAAAGGUGCUCGAUCUGGAAAGAGGGCUGCUGCCUCAACGGAAGCUGCCGAGCCCGUCUUCAAAACACCAAGACUGGGGACCAAGAAGAAGAAGAAACGCAUUCAAGAAUCACGUGAAAAAGCAUCCACGGAAGGACCGUCAAUUGGCCCCGGUCUACUGGAAGACGAGGAAAACGCGGAAGAUGCUUCAGGAAUGUCUGUAGGCGAGCUACUCAUAGGUUGUGUGCCGUCUUUGGAGAUUGUGCAAGUCGGCCAGCUGCCGCCCCCUGACGUGCUCGAAAUGCAUAAAGUGAAGCAAGAAGUUGAUAUGGAUGUUUACGACGUUCCCGAAAUGCUAGAAUUGAAACAAGAAGUUGAUAUGGAUGUUUGCGACAUGCCGGCAAUGAUAGAAGUGAAACAAGAAGUUGAUGUGGAUGUUUACGACGUGCCAGUCUGGUUUUCCGGGACGGUUUCGCAAGAAGUGGAAGUUGCGGAUGCGUCAGAAGAUAGCUAUGUGGAUUUUUACAAUCUCGCCCUUGACGUCCUAACCGAUCCGGCUUCUUCGCCUCAACCGAUCAACGCUGACAACAAUAAUACCGUGUUGCCUUGGGUUCUGCUCUGCUACCGGGCACUUCACAAGGCGGCAUACAACCAAAAGCUGAAAGCCUGGAUGAGCCGAUCGAUAAUAUCCGCUACUCGGGUCACCUUGUCCGGCUGCACUGGCGAUUUCAAAGUCGAAUCGGAUGAAACGGUUGCCGGUCGAAAACGUGCGAGCAAAGUAAGGCGCCAUAGCAUUUCGGAGGAGAGCACGAAGAUCGACCAGAAAGUGUCGCUGUCUAACUUGCGCGUGACCGAUCCGCACACUCGUAUGCGCAUGGAGCGUGAGAAAGCGGCACAGAAGCGGCAAAAACAAAUCAGGCGCCAUGUGGAUUUCGGUACGAAGAAGAACGCAAAGGCCUCAAAACACCCGGAUAGCAAGACCAGCGUCGAUAUCAAGCCGCACAUUCAUCAUCAUACCGAGACGCCCGAUCGCAAGCCGGUGGAUCAUAUCAUGGCAUUGGGCAAGACACCGUUGGAAAGCGCUUAUCGACGGACCCGCACUUAUAUGCACAACACCCCGGACCCGCUGCCGUUCGAAGAAAAACCACACAUUACGCACGACUCUGGAGAUACCCAGAAGGCAACGAAAGUGAUGAAGUCCACAAGUCACCACGGGUCCACACCGCUUGUCGACCGAAGCGUCGAUAGCCCAGAAAUCACCACCGAGCGUUCGACCUCGAAUGAAUCUUUCCAUCACUCGGAUCGUUCGGUCUUGUACUCGCCAAGCUGCCCGACUCCCCCCGACAAGUGCAGAAGCAGCACCUCUCUGCAAGAAGCGUGCUCCUCCGUUGCGACUACGCGGCCACGCGUUGCAAUAUCAGAACACCAACUCAAUGGCAUGGUGAAGAAGGCCAAAUCGAAACGCCCGGACCCAUCGGAAUCACCACUGGAGUACGCCAACUACCGGCUCAAGCGGAUGGGUGAAGCGGUGGUGGCCAUAGACGAAGUGAUCGAGCAGCUGCACGCCAUGGACGAGGCUGACUUC